AUGUCUGCAGUUACAGCCGGCGAGCAAUUUCCUGGAGGCGUCAAGUUCGAGUGGGCUCCUAUCACCAGCCCCGACCCGUCAGUCUGCGGCAUUCCUCAAACGUAUGAUGCCAGCGAAGAGUUCAAGAACAAGAAGGUCGUCCUCGUCUCUGUCCCUGGUGCAUUCACUCCAGGCUGCCACGCCAACCAUGUCCCGCCAUACAUGAAAGACUUUAGCAAGCUUCAAGAGAAGGGUGUAGAUCUCGUGGUCGUGAUUGGCUUCAACGAUGCCUUUGUCAUGAACGGCUGGGGCAAGGUCAACGGCGCCGGUCCUGACAGCAAGAUCCUCUUCAUGAGCGACACCAAGAGCCAUUUCGCCAAGUCCAUGGGCUGGAUGGCUGGUGUUGGUGAGCGCAAUGCACGAUUCGCCAUGAUCAUCGAGAAGAGCGGGAUCGUCACCUACGCUGAGAAGGAGGACAGCAUUGGUGGUGUAUCGGUCUCUGGUGCCGAUGUCGUCCUUUCCAAGCUUUAG
This is a messenger RNA of Recurvomyces mirabilis, 510 nucleotides long. RefSeq lists its product as uncharacterized. Lineage: Eukaryota; Fungi; Ascomycota; Dothideomycetes; Mycosphaerellales; Teratosphaeriaceae. The record is from RefSeq and is a predicted model, not a curated record. The transcript has 4 exons. Gene Ontology annotation, molecular function: thioredoxin peroxidase activity. Gene Ontology annotation, biological process: cellular response to oxidative stress; hydrogen peroxide catabolic process; cell redox homeostasis. The coding region runs from base 1 to 510 and encodes 169 amino acids. Gene Ontology annotation, cellular component: peroxisome; mitochondrion; cytoplasm.